Coffea arabica (coffee) is the source of this 2673-nucleotide messenger RNA. RefSeq lists its product as uncharacterized. Lineage: Eukaryota; Viridiplantae; Streptophyta; Magnoliopsida; Gentianales; Rubiaceae. The record is from RefSeq and is a predicted model, not a curated record.
AUGCCGCCUACCAAGAAAGCAGAAUUUCUGCACUUUCUGCGAGAAGCUAGAGCUGCGAAGAAAAAACAUAGCCUUUUCCUCUCUCGCGUUCAGAAGAUUUCCGUGGAAUCUUCUGUUUGUGUCUCAUAUAGUCAUGAUAAACCUUCUAACAGUCAUGAUCAGGCUCGUGUGCUUUCUAAUGCACUGGAAAAUGGAGAAUACUUGGUUCCAAUUGAUAGUGUUAUUACAGAUAGUCCACAGCUGCCCUGCAUUUCUUCUGCUGUGCCUAAUUUCUUUGAUGAUCAUGCUUCAUCAUCUUCUAGGAAAAAAACAACGUCCAGUGAUGCUCUAUCCCUUAAUAAAGGGAGAAAACGCAGGCGCGGUCAGCUAAAUCUCUCAAUCGUGAACAACAUUCCUAAUGGAUCUUUGGUUCUACCUGAUGCUUCUCCUUGUGACCAUUGUGGAGCCAAAAGAUUCCAUUUGGAACCUCCUACUUUUUGCUGCUCUGGAGGAGAAAUUUCUCUUGUUGCUCCUCCUAUGCCUUAUGAUUUGAAGCGCUUAUUUAUUGAACACGUAAGGUGUAACACCUUUCGCGUUCAAGGUCAUGUUUAUCAUUUUCUUAAUGGCCUUCUUCAGUCGGAUAAUAGAGCAUCUAGGAUUCAGCUCUACUUUUUUGACACUAAUGAAGAAUUAGCAAAGAGGAUUGUUGCCUCUGAUAAGUUGCGAGGAAGCACUUUAAGACUCCUUAUGCGCAUUCUUAGCGACAAUCCUUAUGCUAAAUUCUUCAGAAAUUUAAGGCAUGUUCCAAACAUUAACAACCUUAGCAUUGUUAAUUGUUAUCCCACCCUUGAUCAGCGAGUUUAUAACCUGCCUUCUGCCUCCCAAGUUGUGGCGAUAUGGACUGAAAAUCAAGAUGAAUCGGGUCAUACGGGAGCUCAUAUUCAAGUUUAUACGCAUUCAAAUAGCAGCUACAAAAUUAAACAUUACUAUGGCUGCUAUGAUCCAUUACAAUACCCUAUUCUUUUCCCACGUGGUGAAUGCGGAUGGCACCCUGGGAUUAAAAGAGCCCAAAAAAGAAAGAGAAAAGAUGAUUCUUGUGAGGAAGAUAUCGAUAUUCAUCCAUCUUCGGUUAAUUCUGCAUCAACCUUAAUGGAACGUGAACAAAGAGCUGCUGAUCAUGCAAAAAAUGAGGAAGACACGGUGUCGGCUAGAGAAUACUAUUGUUACAAAUUUCAGAUGAGGGACAGUGAUGAUUCAAUGUUGUUGCACUCACUUGGAUUGUUGCAACAGUAUGCAGUAGAUGGUUAUGUUAAGAUUGAGACAUCUAGGCUUGAUUUUCAUAGAAAUCGGCAAAACAACAUUCGUUCUGAGGUCCUCCAAGGAGUCCUAGAAAGUAUUUGUAUAGGCCAGACCGGUGCUUCUAAAGUUGGCCGUCGAACGAUAUUACCAGCUUCCUUUAUAGGUGGACCAAGGGACAUGAGACGGCGAUAUCUUGAUGCAAUGUCUCUUGUGCAAAAGUAUGGAAAACCAGACAUCUUUCUUACUAUGACUUGCAACCCAGCAUGGAAGGAAAUUCAGGAUAAUUUAAAGGACCACGAAAAGCCUCAGGAUAGACCGGAUCUUCUGGCUAGAGUCUUUAGGGCCAAAUUUGAAUUGCUUAAAUCAGAAAUUUUGAACAAGCAAAUUUUUGGUGAGGUUGCAGCGUAUGUCUAUGUGAUAGAGUUCCAAAAACGCGGCUUCCCACAUGCUCAUCUGCUACUAAUUUUGAAGCCUGAAUACAAACUCCUAAAUCUGGAGUCAUAUGAUAGAGUAGUUUGUGCUGAAAUACCUGAUCGUUCUAAGCAUCCUCAUCUAUAUUCCCUUGUGGUAAAGCACAUGAUUCAUGGUCCUUACGGCGAUCUGGAUAGAACUUGUCCUUGUAUGAAAGAUGGUUAUUGUAAAUAUCACUAUCCUAAGAGCUUUUGUGCCCAGACGACUCAUGCUGAAGAUAGUUAUCCGCAAUAUAGAAGAAGAGAUGAUGAGAUUUGCUCGACUGUUAAAUUGGUGAAGUAUAUGUAUAAGAAUGUUUUCAAGGGACAUGAUUCAGUCAGUUUUAGGAUAGUUUCGUACCAUACUCCUGAUGACACUGAUGAGAUCAGAGAAUUUCAGCAAGGUAGAUGGAUUUCGCCCCUUGAGGCGUUUUGGUGUAUCUUUGAAUUUCGCUUGAGCGAAAUAAGUCCAGCAGUCUAUACUCUUCAGAUCCAUCUCCCGGAGCAGCAAACAAAUGUGGUUGCACAGAAUCUUAAAUGUCUUUAUAGGGAAUUCCCUCAAUAUUUUGUUUGGUCUCCUAAAUAUAAGAAAUGGACUGAAAGGAAGCGUCGAAAAGUGAUAGGUAGAAUGGUUACUGUUAGUCCAGCGGAUGGAGAAAGAUACUACCUUAGACUGCUUCUGAAUCAUGUUCAUGGACCGACUUCCUUUGAUGAUAUUUUGACGGUUGCUAAUCAAAAGCUGAAUUCCUUUAGAGAAGCUGCUUUAGCAUUAGGACUUUUGCAAUCCGAUACUUACAUAGAGGAUACGCUUCAAGAAGCUGUGACCUUUCAGAUGCCGUCUUCCUUAAGAUUACUAUUUGCUACUCUGCUUGUUCAUUGUUCUCCUGUAAAUCCUCAGCUGCUGUGGGAAAAAUUCCACCAUGAACUAUCUGCAGAUUACCAGUGA